This is a messenger RNA of Uranotaenia lowii, 5149 nucleotides long. RefSeq names its product muscle M-line assembly protein unc-89-like. NCBI's taxonomy places the organism in Eukaryota, Metazoa, Arthropoda, Insecta, Diptera, Culicidae. The coding region runs from base 257 to 4852 and encodes 1531 amino acids. The record is from RefSeq and is a predicted model, not a curated record. The transcript has 8 exons. Gene Ontology annotation, cellular component: plasma membrane. Gene Ontology annotation, biological process: homophilic cell-cell adhesion.
AGACACAUGCCACCGGAUUUUCUAAAGAUGCCUUAACCAAGCAAGAAGAUAGUUCAUCAGAAUCGGACUGAUGAGACUUUUACGUCCUAGAUAGAGUAGUUAAGUCUAGAAUACAUUUCAUCGAAUUUCCCAUAAUUUUUUGUAGAAGUUCUGUAGUGAAACGAAAAUCUAUGUUGUUGAAUACUGUUGCGAUCGGUUUUAAGUUUUAGAGUGAUUUUUCACAGGUCAUAAGCAUAAGUUAAAAAAUUACGCAAUCAUGGGCCCCAAACGAGAUAGAAAAAGUCGCAAAGCGGCAAAAGAGGCCGAAGAAGUGGAACAGGUAGAGGUAGUAGUUGAAUUGACUCCAGAUCCACAGCAACUGGAAUAUUUAAAAGUGCCUAAACGAGGCGACACUCCACGAGAUUUUCGAAGCUUGCAUCGAGAAAAAUCUCCAUUCGAAAUAGGAGAAAAACCAGAUGUCCAAGUUGCGUCACAAAAAGCCAUUAUUGACAAAGCACUGGUUAUGGACAUAUCUGGAGGUGUAACAAAUGUAGACGAGUACAUUUCGUUAUUCUUCACAGAUUCUUGUAGUUUGGACCCUGCAAGCUGUGGUGACAUUUCAACCGUUAAAGUUGAAAUCGUAGAAGAAGAAAUAGCUGAAACCGAAGCUCCAAAACCGUCAGAAGAGCACGAAAAAACAGAAGCCGAAGCAGAAAAAGAGUUAGCAGACCAGCAAGCGGAACAAGGUAAGUCUGAAGAUAAGGAACCCACACCGACACCGGUAGCCAAGGAACCAACGCCACCUCCUCCUGAGCCCGAACCAGCUCCAGUAGAGGCUGAACAACCAGAGGAAGAGGAAGAAGAAGUAGAGAUCGUACCGUCUCGGGAGCCGACACCACCUCCACCACCCAAAGAGCCAACACCCGAACCAGAGCCAAUAAAGGCACCACCCACACCAGAAUAUGAUUCAGAUGUUGAGUUGAUCCCAAUCAAACAGGACUUCGACCCAUCAGAGUGGAAGAGCUUUGAUGAUUUGGAAAAGCAGAUAAAUAGUAUUGAAGUUCCUCCUGAGCCAAAGAAAGCAAAAGAAGAGAAAAAGGAAUCUUCUAAGCGAGAAUCAGUGCACGAAAUGAGUGAACGGGAACGUGACUUAGAAUGGCAGCGCCAGCGUCAGCUGAUGAGACCACCGCUGAUUAUUUCGCAUUUGAAAUCGAGAGCCGCUCCUUUGGGAUCAACUGUUAGAUUAACGUGCACCGUCUCUGGCCCUGGAAUUACUGUGCGGUGGUACAAGAAUGGAGAGCACAUUGAGAAAAACCCUAGACACACUUUCAAAGUAAGUGAGGGUUUGUUAAGCCUCGAGAUCAAGGAUGUAGAAUUCAAGGAUGCUGGCGAAUAUAGCUGUACGAUCAAAAAUAAGAACGGCGACACUUCAACGGCUACCAAUCUUACAGUUUAUGAACCUUUCGAAACCAAACCUGAUCCUCCUACAUUUAUUUCAAUUAAAGAUGAACCCAGCGCGAGACCAGAGCCUAAACAAGAACCAGUAGCCGCAGCAACACAGGAAGCACCUUCCGCCGAAGCUGGCCCACCUCAAGAAGGCGCAGAGCCUCCAAAGCCUGCCCCCUAUGUGUACAGACCGAAAAAGGAGAAACCAGAAAAAUCUCCUCCACCUCCUCAAUAUGGCGAUGAAAUGGCACGUUAUCAUCACAAGAAAAUCCUGCACAGCCGUGAUAAACUCCAAUGGUCUGUGCAUCUGACAAACCGUGCCUGCGCCGCUGGACGCAGAUUCAAACUAAUGUGCGCAGCAACAGGCUUCCAACCUGAGCUAACAUGGUACAAGGAUAAUGCGCCACUUGAAUAUAACGAACAUAUAAUCGAUAUGAAUGACUUGCACAGAGGAGCUUAUGGCUGUAUCUGGAUUAACGACAUCUCUGGAGAGGAUUCCGGAACAUACAAAUGUGUGGCAUCAAAUGGCUUCGAACAAAUUGAGACAACGUGUGUCCUGACUGUGAUCGAUUCCAGAGGCAUAACUCCUAAGUGUGCACCGGUGUUUGUGCCGCAUCGCACAAGAGAGGUAUACGAUCAAGUUGGAAAUAUCUUGACUAUCGAAAUUUGGAUUCGCGCAAACCCUCCUCCCACCAUUAAAUGGGUCAAAGGAAUGUGGCAACUAGGAUUAUGGCCUGAUCCUCAUAUAAGAAUUUCGCAACAUUUUGACGAAGUAGCAGAGCAUAAUAUAGCCUCACUAGUGUUCUACGACCCUACUUAUAUGGAUUCCGGAGAAUACGUCUGCACAGCUACUAAUGAAUUGGGUGAAGCUACAACGGUAUAUAAUUUGAAAUAUUCGAGUGAAGAAGAGUACUUUGAGUGGCUUAAAACGAAAAGACCAUCCGCUAAACUCAAACGUGAGUUAGAGUUGGGCAUAAUAGUAGCUGAUGAUGCUCCAUCUUUUGAUCCAGACGUCAUUCUUGCAAAGGUAGACGCUGAGUUUGCGCAUUUAGUACCACCCAAAAAAACGGACGAAGAGUCCUCAGAGGCUACUCAGCAAACCGAUGAAGAAUCUGACAGUUCAGAAACAAUGUCAAAAUCAGCUGAAAAAGCAGAUAUAAAAAUGCCCGAAGCCGUGCGUCAUGUUUCAAACGUUAAGGUACCUACACUGCCCAAUGUGGCAGAACUACCGGAACAUGACGACCCGGUCAUUGUCAAUGAACCUGUUAAGAUAGAACCAAAACCUACAGAACAGACAGCCCUCGAAUCAAAAACGCAUACUUCUAGCAUCCAACAAGAGCCACUUUACGUUCGGAAAAAGACACUGAUCGAACUAGGUGUGGAAGAAUUAGAGCGAAGGCAAAAAUUUGAUUUCGUAUCCAACAUGCCAAAUGUACGCAUUCCUCUCGGUAAAACGUUCAGAUUAUUUUCGUACGUGAAAUGUCCGGAGCCGAUCACCUCUGUUUGGAAACAUGAUGGUAGAGUGCAGAGCGAAGGUUUGCGAUUAUCAUAUAUCACUACCAACAAUGGGACAUGUGUACUUGAGGUUGAAAAGAGUAAAUUUAGAGAUGCUGGUGUGUACACAUGUGUUGCGAAAUGUCCAACUUACGGCGAAAUUGAGCAAUCGUGCACAGUCACCAUUUACAAACAUGAAAUACAAGGGGAAAAGCCUGUAUUCACGAGAGCUAUGAAAGAAUCGUACAACCCUAUCAAAGAUGAACUCUAUUUGGAGUGCACUGUCAGAGGUGAUCCGACUCCGGAAACUAUUUGGAUCGUGAACGGAACUUUCUUACACAAGAAUUGUACAAAAUAUUUUUUCAAAAGAUACGAAGAUGGAAGGCAAACAUUGACUGUAUUCCAACCGCAAAAAGAGGAUAGCGGAAGAUAUGUGUGCAGGGCACGAAAUGAUAUCGACAAAACCGACAUGGUACACUAUGUUAACUUCAAGAAUAGCGACGAAGAAGUAAUCAAGGAAUUUGAAGACGAACUUCAUAAAAAGGUAGAAAAACCGAUUCGAAGUCGUCAUCUUCGUCCGAAGGAAUGUGAAUACAGACCGGAGGAUGAUUAUCUCAUCAAAUGGUCCGAGGCAAGAAAUCAGCAUGAAAAAGAAUAUGCGUACAACUACAAACUCAAGUUCAUCACUAAGCUUAAAGACAAAAUGGUUCUAGAGGGCUCAAAUCUGAAGUUUACCAUUUACGUUGAUGGUAAAUAUCCUCAGUUCUGGUGGUACAAAGACGAUAUUCCACUCGUGCAGGGUCGAAAAUAUCGCCAGAAGCAGAGAAGCGAUGGAAAAGCAACGCUGGAAAUAGUAAACGUUAGCUCGGACGAUGCUGGAUUGUACAAAAUAGAAGUUAAAAACUAUGCUGGUUCAAUCGAAUCCCAAUCUCUUGUGACAGUCUUCCAAAAUCCGCACAUGAAAUUUGCUCCUCCCAUAUUUGCCAGUACCAUUCUAGAAACCUACUCUCUUCAUUCUGAUGAAAUUGUUCUCGAAUGUCGCGUACGGGGAACUCCUCGUCCCAACAUCGCGUGGAUAAAGGAUGGCGACUACAUCAUUCCCGGAGACAAAUACGAACAGUAUGAUCAUGCGGACGGAACAUGCAAACUUAUUAUUACGAAACCUUCGGAAGCUGAUUCGGGUACCUACACUUGUGAAGCUGAGAGCGGAGGUUGUAGCGAUGCCAUCAGUCAUAACGUUCAGUUUGAGGGGAAGGAGAAAAUCCUGUUCGAAAGAACUCACAGUUUUUAUCAUCGCAAUCCCAAUCUACCACAUUUUUACCAGGGCCUAGCCGAUUAUUCAAUUCCAGCAGGGGGUAACAUUUGUCUUGUCGUUGAAGCUCCGCCAAAUUGUGAAGUCCAGUGGUUUAAGGACAAGUAUGAGGUCAAAGGAAAACCACCGAAGUUUAACUUCUACAGCGAUACCAAUGGAAUUUUUGCAUUAUGUAUUACUGCGGCUACGGCUGAUGCUUCUGGAAAGUAUAUUUGCAGAGCCACCAACAACUUUGGCAAAGCCGAAACAUCUUCCAAUGUAGAUAUCAUCAGUCCAGGAGCCAUCAAAGGAGGUAAGCCUCCGAUCUUCAUGUCUAGACCGCAACCGGAGAUCAAGAUUCGACAGGGACAGGAAAUAUCCAUGGCGUUCAAAAUUCAGGGAGAACCGAAACCCAAAGUCCAAUGGAUGAACGGAUCAAAGGAUGUGACAAAUGCUGCUCGAACCGUCAAAGAAGUUCAUGAUGAUUACAUCCGCUUCUCCAUCAAAGAAGCACUUCCAACUGAUUCGGGUCCAUAUUUCAUUGUAGCGAGGAAUCGAUAUGGUAUUGACAAAUGUUUCACCAAAAUUACGGUUAAAUAUCCCAAGGGUCAUAAAAAAGAUAAAGAUAACGAAGACGAAUGAGAGCGUAACAUUAAAAAGCGUUAAAUCAUGAACAAUCGUUUUACUAGUCUUCUCCGAGGAAUAUGGACCAUUCUGGUGAAAAUCGAAGUAGGAAUAAGAUUAAACGUUGGAUACAAUCAAUGCAAUUAAGUAUCAUCGUUACUAUUUUAAGAUAUCGCUAUAGCAAAUCUCUCGUUAUACACAAAGCAACAAUUUUGGGAAACGUAAAUGAUUUCAUCACAAACAUACAGAACUGUGCUAUUUACAUGUAGAUCUUUUUUUUUUACAAAUAAAUACAAUUAAUUUGGAACAAACUUU